Molecule: messenger RNA, 2411 nt
Organism: Ficedula albicollis (Collared flycatcher)
Lineage: Eukaryota; Metazoa; Chordata; Aves; Passeriformes; Muscicapidae
Gene: TRIM3
Product: tripartite motif containing 3
Exons: 14
Coding region: 15-1913 (632 amino acids)
Biological process (GO): proteasome-mediated ubiquitin-dependent protein catabolic process; negative regulation of translation; protein polyubiquitination
Molecular function (GO): translation repressor activity; zinc ion binding; ubiquitin protein ligase activity
Source: RefSeq, a predicted model, not a curated record
GCUAAGGAGCCACCAUGGCCCGCCAUGAGCCCGCCAGCCCGGUGGUGCGGCAGAUUGACCAGCAGUUCCUGAUCUGCAGCAUCUGCCUCGACCGCUACUGCAACCCCAAGGUGCUGCCCUGCCUGCACACCUUCUGCGAGAGGUGUCUGCAGAACUACAUUCCGGCCCAGAGCCUGUCCCUGUCGUGCCCCGUGUGCCGCCAGACCUCGAUCCUGCCCGAGCGGGGGGUCCCGGCGCUGCCCAACAACUUCUUCAUCACCAACCUGAUGGAGGUGCUGCAGCGGGACCCCGACCCCCGCGGGGCCCCCCCUGCACCCCUGCCUCCCGUGAUGGAGUUCUACUGCGAGCCCUGCGAGACGGCCAUGUGCCGGGAGUGCACGGAGGGGGAGCGGCGGGAGCACCGGGACCACCGCACCGUGCCGCUCCGUGACGUGCUGGAGCAGCACAAGGCAGCCCUGCAGCACCAGCUGGACGCCGUGCGCGCCAGGCUCCCCCAGCUGGCGGCAGCUGUGGGACUGGUGGCCGAGAUCAGCCGGCAGCUGGGGCAGCGCCGGGCUGAGGCUGAGGCCGAGAUCGGGAGCAGCUUCGAGGAGCUGGAGGCGGCGCUGCGGCAGCGGCGGGAGGUGCUGCUGCGUGACCUGGAGGCCACCUGUGCUGCCAAGCAGCAGGUGCUGGAGGCGCAGCUGGAGGUGCUGCGGCAGGGCCAGGAGAGCAUCCUGAGCAGCUGCGCGUUCACAGAGCAGGCGCUGCACCACGGCUCGGCCACGGAGGUGCUGCUGGUGCAGAAGCAGAUGGGCGAGCGGCUGCGGGAGCUGGCGGCGCGGCCCUUCCCCGAGCACCCGCAUGAGAACGCGCAGCUCGAGUUCCACGCCGAGCCCGAGGGGCUGCGCCGCUCCAUCCAGAACCUGGGCGCGCUGCUGACCACCAGCGCCACGGCGCACACCACGGUGGCCACGGGCGAGGGGCUGCGCCAGGCUGUGGUGGGGCAGCCCUGCUCACUCAGCGUCACCACCAAGGACAAGGACGCCCUGCGCCGCCCCGCCAGCAUGUACGGCAGCGCCAAGCGCAAGGAGAACCCCAUCGAGGACGAGCUCAUCUUCCGCGUGGGCAGCCGUGGCCGGGAGAAGGGCGAGUUCACAAACCUGCAGGGGAUCUCCACAUCCAGCGCUGGCCGCAUCGUCGUGGCCGACAGCAACAACCAGUGUGUGCAGGUGUUCAGCAAUGAGGGGCAGUUCCGGCUGCGUUUCGGGGUGCGGGGGCGUUCCCCGGGGCAGCUCCAGCGCCCCACAGGGGUCUCAGUGGACACCAACGGUGAUAUCAUUGUGGCUGACUACGACAACCGCUGGGUCAGUGUGUUCUCACCUGAGGGCAAGUUCAAGACCAAGCUGGGCGCGGGGCGGCUGAUGGGCCCCAAGGGCGUGGCCGUGGACCGCAACGGGCACAUCAUUGUGGUGGACAACAAGGCUUGCUGCGUCUUCAUCUUCCAGCCCAACGGGAAGCUGGUGGCACGCUUUGGCUCCCGUGGCACUGCUGAGCGCCAGUUUGCAGGACCCCAUUUUGUGGCUGUCAACAACAAGAAUGAGAUCGUGGUGACCGACUUCCACAACCACUCUGUGAAGGUGUACAACGCAGAGGGCGAGUUCCUGUUCAAGUUUGGGUCGCACGGGGAGGGCAACGGGCAGUUCAACGCGCCCACAGGGGUGGCCGUGGACAGCAAUGGCAACAUCAUCGUGGCUGACUGGGGCAACAGCCGCAUCCAGGUGUUCGACAGCGCGGGCUCCUUCCUGUCCUACAUCAACACGGCGGCCGACCCGCUGUACGGGCCGCAGGGGCUGGCGCUCACCUCCGACGGCCACGUCGUGGUGGCUGACUCGGGCAACCACUGCUUCAAGGCCUAUCGCUACCUGCAGUGACCGCAGGGCCGGGCGUGGCUGCGGGCAGGCUGCGGCUGCGGCUGCGGCUCGGCGGGGCCCUGCAGGGACGGUGCCCCGCGGCCUCGCUCGCCCCCCACGCGCCAUCCUGGCUUCAUGUGCACUUUAUCCCAGGGGGCGGCCGGGCCUGGGGGAUGGCAAUGGGUCCUGUGGGGUGGGGGCUGCCUGGGGGUCGUGGUCUGACCCCUCACCUUGCCCAUGGCAGGGCCAGCAUCCCGCUGCCCCGGCUGACAGGGUCCCCAAGGUGUGGGGGGUGUGAGGGGCAGGGGGAGCCGCUGGAAGGGCUGGGGGGACUGUGGGGUGGCCAGUCCAGAGCCCCAUGCCCAUUGAGGGCUGUCCCCCACCGCCCCAGCCUCUCUGCCCGGCUGUGGGGUAUCUGUGUGUGCCUGCUGCCCCACUGCACUGCUGCUCCACAGCUCUGGGGGGCUCCGGGGGUUGUGGGGCAGCUGCCGCACGCUGACAAAACUGUAUGUACAAAAU